GAUAAAGAGUAAUCAUAAUCCCCCUUCUUCAGAUCCAAUUUCUGUGUGUCGGUGGGAUAUUCUUUCACUUGUUUACACCACUCAUUAACCCAAACUCUUAAAUCCAACUCCAACUACGACGAUUUCCCCCAAAACUAUGGUGAUCAGUGGUCCUUUAACGCCUGCCCAGGUAUCCUUUUUACUUGGAAUCAUCCCAGUUUGUGUAGCUUGGUUAUAUUCAGAGUUCUUGGAAUACAAGAAAACUGCAGCAUCCUUGAAAACAGAUUCUGAUAUCAACUUGGUUGAGUUGGGCAAUGAUACGGUGAAAGAAGAUGAUAGAGCUGUUUUACUGGAGGGGGGUGGUCUCCAGUCGGCUUCUCCUAGAAGCCAUGGUUCAUUUAUUGCAUCUCCUGUUGUCAGGCUGUUUACAAUGGAGGAAUCCUUCUUGCUUGAGAAUCGUUUGACAUUGAGAGCUAUAUCAGAGUUUGGGAUCAUAUUGUUCUACUUCUACUUAUGUGACCGCACAAAUUUUUUCGGCGAUUCCAAGAAGGUCUUAGCUUCUCUGUUAUUCUUUUUAUGUUGAAGUAUAUAA
Messenger RNA from Cynara cardunculus var. scolymus (artichoke), 571 nucleotides. RefSeq names its product protein REDUCED WALL ACETYLATION 1-like. Gene Ontology annotation, biological process: xylan biosynthetic process; xyloglucan metabolic process; plant-type secondary cell wall biogenesis. The record is from RefSeq and is a predicted model, not a curated record. Bases 137 to 562 code for a protein of 141 amino acids. The transcript has 5 exons. Lineage: Eukaryota; Viridiplantae; Streptophyta; Magnoliopsida; Asterales; Asteraceae. Gene Ontology annotation, cellular component: Golgi apparatus. Gene Ontology annotation, molecular function: acetyltransferase activity.